Molecule: messenger RNA, 628 nt
Organism: Ornithorhynchus anatinus (platypus)
Lineage: Eukaryota; Metazoa; Chordata; Mammalia; Monotremata; Ornithorhynchidae
Product: transmembrane protein 141
Exons: 5
Coding region: 37-429 (130 amino acids)
Source: RefSeq, a predicted model, not a curated record
GCGGGGGUCGCCGUCACGUGGAGGCGGCGGGGCCCCAUGGUGAACCUGGGCCUGUCUCGAGUGGAGGAGGCGGUGGCCGCCAGGCACCCGGGCCUGCAGGAGUACGCGGCGUGCCAGUCUCACGCGUUCCUCAAGGGCAUCGGCGCCUUUAUCACAGGGUUCGGCGCCGCCUUCGCCCUCCAGAAGCUACUCAACAGGAAGCUGCCGUACCCCAUGCAGUGGACCGUCCUCCUGGCUGUGGUUGCAGGCUCCGCCGGCAGCUACGCGGUGACCCGGGCGGAGACGCGGAAAUGCUCCGACCUCUGGCUCUUCCUGGAGACGGGCCGGCUCCCCCAAGACGGGGCGGCAGAGCCGAGCAUCCGGCUGGACUCCCCCGAGAGCAGGGAGCCGGCCCCGCAGAGGAACCGGUAUGGAGAUGUGCUGGAAUAGGCGAACGAGGAUCCUGGCGGGACCUCCGAUGGUCCCGGAGCCGGCGGCCCUCCCCGGGCGGGGAGCGGGGGUCGGGCCGGUGGGAUCCGGCAGGCUUCCCCUCUGCGUCCUUCCCUCUGACGGCCCUCCGUGGUGGCGGAGAGAAGGCCCCCUGGCCUAUCCCCGGAGGGGUUGGUGAUUAAAUCUGUGUCCCGAAGGA